GCACUGCGCAAAUACGUGUCGCACGAAUAGGAAAACUAAUGUUUACGUCACGGCCGCGUCACCAAAAAAAUUUAGUUAUAUCUUUUCUUGAAGGUGGCUCGUUGUAGCAGAUUUGUUGAAAACCAUGGAAAUCGUUCAAGAAUUAUCCAGCCAAUAUGUUCUGUAUAUUCCUGUAGCUUUAGUAAUCGUUGGAGCUAUUUUGGUGUUCACUUUUGGUUUUAAAUCUGCAGAACAACCACCCUUCGACAAAUUAUCAUUUGACGAUAGAAAAUCUGCUGGGAAAAAGCGUAAAACUAAGGAAAAGAAACCUACUGCUAAUGGUCACAUCAGCAAUGUAGAAAAAUCUGAUAAAUCCCCAUCAAAGGACUCCAAGAAGUCCCCCCAGAAAGAAGCUGUUGAAGCAAAACAAGAAAAGAAGGAGAAGAAACUAGACAAACAAAAUGAAAAGCCUAAAAAACAGGAAAUCAAAAAGACAGAGGAAAUCAAAAAUAAGAAAAAUUUAAACAAAGUGUCAGAGAAGCCAGUAGAUUUUGAUGAUGGCAACUGGGAGACAGUACCUCUUAAAUCUGAUAAGAAGAAGAAAGACCAAUCGCCAGUUAAAAAAGAUAAAAAAUCAUCCAAAAAGGAAAAAGAAGUGAAAGAGGCCAGAGCUGAUAAAAUUGAAAUGGACAAGCUUGUUAAAGAAGUAGUCAACAAGAAAAUUAAAGAGGAAGAGAAACAAAUUGCAGAAGAGAAAAAACAAGUUAUAGAAGAGAAAAAAGAAAAGCAACCCCAAGAACCAAUAAAAAUUGAAGAAGUUGCUAAUGUAGAAGAGAAGAAAGACAAGAAGAAGAAAGAGAAGAAGCCCAAGAAGGAAGCCUCAGAGAAACCUGUACAGGAAGAAGUUAAAAUUAAACAAGAGGAAGUCAAAAAAGAAGUGAAGAAUGAAGUUAAAGAAGUACCUGCUCCCAAACCGGCAGCCCCACCAAAAGUUGAAGAACCUGUCAAAGCUGCUGCUGCUCCUCAAGAAACUGGUGCUGUCUUUGAUGAACUUGGAGACACAUGGACAGAAUCCAAGGCAACUAAGAAGACCAGCAAGAAAAAAGCCCGUAGAGACAACUAAGUAGAUCUAUCUGAGACUUAAUAAAUUCACCCUGUGCACUAGACCGUAAGAGUGGCAGGUAAAUGUGAUCAUAAAAACCAGAAACGUCACGCUAUGAGAUUCAGAUCUCAAUACCCAAUAUGUAAAAGACUUAACUGCUGAUCGUCCCGAGUAUAUAUAUCAACAGUUUUAUAUAGUAGCGAUUUUAUCACAAAGGGCCUAGCCGGGUAAGAUGAUGAAAAGUGCCCCCAACUCGAUUCGAAUUUCAUAUAGGUCACCGUUUAGCAUAUGUAGUGAAAUUCACUUUCUGAAAUUUUUAGCCCCCUAGGUGGUCAUGUGACCUACCUAGAGCCUAAUUAGGGUUUUUAUGUUUUUAUUUUUUAUGUCAGCCGCAUCGAGAACUAGCGAAAAACUUUAAAGAAAGAAGUUGUAAGAUUUAUAAAGUUAUGCCCGAAAAAAAAAAAUUUUAAAUUUUUUGGCGGGAAAUUUAAAUUUUAGAACGAUUUUAAAAUUUUAAAGGAGUAUAAAAAAAUAACUAAGACAUUCGUUUUCACGAAAAAAAUAUAUAACGUGUAUUUUUGCAUAGUGUUUCACCAUGAAUUUUUUCAAAUUUUUAAAAAUUGGUGAAACCCACCUUUAAAAAUAAAAAACCGCAUUUUUUCGGUUUUUUUUUUUUCGUUUUUGAUACAAUUUUAUACAUGUAUUUCAAAGAAGGUAACACCGUCACUAGAAUAGGUAAAAUACUGAAAAAUAAUCGGGGUUUGCUUAAUAAAAAUUUUUUGUAACGCCAUCCAUUUUCAAGAUACAGGGCGUUGAAGAAAACAAAAUUUUACACAUUUUUUACGAUUUUGCCGAAACUACUGGCAACAUUGUAAUAAAACUUGGCGGGUUUUAAGAGGUAGUUAUUGUGCAUGUUUUGACAUACAAUUAAGGAUUUGAUAUUCAUCAUUGGCGCGCCUAGGGGUAAUGGUCUGAACUUUUCAAAGACAAAAAGAUAGUACGCCACUGACAUAUUUCAAACUAACAAUCAUUUUUGCAUUCCUCGUUCAAUUUACGACAAAAAAACUAUCUUCUCAUUUUUUCAUACGACGCGCCGUUUUGCUGUAAAAAAUAAAAUAUCUUAACGCUUCCAAAGUAUUCGAAUUAGUUUUUAUACUUAAUGGUUGUACGAGUUUAUGUAGAAACUGCUAGAAGUUCGAAUACUUUGUAAGGGUUAAGAUGUUUUAUUUUUUGAAUAAAAAUGGCGCGUCGUAUGAAAAAAUAGGAAGAUAGAUUUUUUGUCAUAAAUUGAACGAAGAAUUCAAAAACGAUUGUUAAUUUGAAAUAUGCCAGUGGCGUACUAUCUUUUUUCUUUACAAAGUUCAGACCAUUACCCCUAUGCGCGCCAAUGACAAAUAUAAAAUUCUUAAUUAUAUGUCAAAAAAUGAACAACAACUACCUCUUAAAUCUCGCCAAAUUUUAUUACAAUGUUGCCAGUAGUUUCGGCAAAAUCGUAAAAAAUGUGUAAAAUUUUGUUUUCUUCAACGCCCUGUAUUUUGAAAAUGGAUGGCAUUACAAAAAAUUUUUAUUAAACAAACCCCAAUUAUUUUUCAGUUUUUACCUAUUCUAGUGACGGUGUUAACUUUUUUGGAAAACAUGUAUAAAAUUGUAUCAAAAAACGAAAAAAAAACCGAAAAAAUGCGGUUUCUUAUUUUUGAAGGUGCGUUUCACCAAUUUUAAAAAUUUGAAAAAAUUCAGGGUAAAAUAUUAUGCAAAAAUACAGUCUUAGUUAUUUUUUUAUACUCAUUUAAAAUUUUAAAAUCAUUCUAAAAUUUAAAUUUUCGGACAUAACUGUUUAAAUCUUACAACUUUUUUACAACAAAAUAAAAACAUAAAAACCCUAAUUAGGCCACAUGACCACCUAGGGGGCUAAAAAUUUCAGAAAGUGAAUUUGACUACAUAUGCUAAACAUUGACCUAUAUGGAAUUCGAAUCGAGUUGGGGACACUUUUCAUUAUCUUACCCGGCUAGGCCCAUUAUGAGUUUGUUGUCACAUCACAUGCUUUUUGUUUGUAUAUACUUUUUCUCGCCUAUCUAAUACUCUUCUCUUUGUUAUGAGUUUUUAAACGCAAAUAAUGCAGUAUCCCAUUAUGAAAAAUAUAAAUUAUUUUUUCUAGAUGAAAUAGCUACUAUAUAUAACUAUCUGGACGAGUUGAUAAACACAGAAAAUGCGGGUUUUAUCUCAUAACUCAUAAAUUGGCCUAGUUAACUGUAUAUUUGGGUUCCUUAUUUAAAAAAAUUUUUAAUAUAUUAGACUAAACAUUUUUUAACAUUAGCAUUUGUCGUGAGACAAAUUUACAGCCCUUUCUAGAUUUUGGAAGAAAUCUUCUUUUUAACAAAUAUUAAUUAUAUUAUUUUUAAAAAGGAAUAAUAUAAAAAUGGUAUUCUAGAAUGAAUGGAAUAUUUCUAGAAAUAAAGAAAAACUUAUCAAAUUUGCUUGAACAUUCUGUUUUCAUAGAGGUUAUUGAGAAAAAAUGUUUAUUUUCUGUGUAUAUGCAAACUCUAAAACGAUAAAACGAAAAAGGGCCAUCACUUUAGAGAGGUUAAGUUUCAGAUGUAUUUUUUUAAUUUAUGUAAGCUAACUUAGGUAUCUUUUAGCUAUCGUAUAAUAUUGAUAUGUCAAAGAGCUUAUAAUACGGGGUUGGCAAAAAAUGAAUUUUAUCAGGUAGAUAUAAAUAUGGCUUAAUUUUGCAGCGUUAUGGUUGAAUAAGAUUGUGCAUAAAAUUAAAACAAGUAUAUAGUUUGAAUGUUUAUUUAAUAGGUGCAUCUUAGUUGGGGUAAACUUUAUUUGAAAAUAAUCUUAAAAUUGCUGAGAAUAUUUAUAUGUUACAUAAAAGAAAACGAAUAUUGAGUUAUAUUAAAACACAUUUUAAUUUUACAAUAUCUACGAAUCAAGAUAAUAUUCAGUAUUUACAUCAUAUUUCAUCUUCAGUUUCAAUCUAACUUCUAUAUCCCCUCCUCCCAACUAAAUUUUCCGUCUACUACCAGCAGCUUGACUAUUCUUUAGGCAAUUAUAUUAUUCUGUUCAUGUUUUGUCUGUGCGUUUCUUCUGUUAACAUCCACAAUAGAAAAGUAAUGGAUUAUUCGGAUUUAGCAUUAAAAGGGGCAAGUUAUGAAAUAAAAAAACCUUCCAGUCCAGAAAAAACAUUAGCGAAGUCUCUGAAAUAAUAUAUAGGGCGAAAUUAAUUAAUUAAUUUGUAGUGUUCUCUCUAUUUACUAAUAUUUUUCUAUGUGAAGUAGUAUAAUUUUGAUUCAUAAACUUUCUGUAAACCUUAUAUUAAGAAAACCUUAUAUUUUGGUUUGGGUUAGAAAGUAUAAAUAAUUGCAAGCUUAGGAGAUUUAACUAUAGCCACAUUGUGGUAGUAUAUACGCAAAACAUAUCAGGACUGUAAAAAUUUAUUUUGAAAUUCCACAAGCCCGCUUCUGUUGCGAUAUGCAUAAGUAGGUAUUGGAAAUUUUAUACUUACCGAACAUGUACCUGGAAAUAAAGCAAAAAGGGAAUGAACACUGACCAAAAACAAAACAUUAGUGACAUAUUUCUAUUUUACACAACCAGUUUGUGUCAAUUACCGGUUUUUCACACAUUUCUAAUGUGUCGUUAUGCUUCUAAAUCCUGUGUUUAUAAUAUUCAUGUGUUAAUGUUGUUAACAUUAUAAAUUGUAUUUAAAUUUGAAUAAUUUAUCACAUGUUCAAAUGUAUUACUUAAUGUUUUUCUGAAGCUAUUUCCUUGUGGCAUUUUUAUAAUCAACUAUUUUUAAUGGGAAAUAAGCCACAAUUUUACUAAAAAAAUGAAUUUAUUAACGUAUUACUUAAUCUCAAUGAAGUUUAAAUAUAAGGCUACGUUUUCAGUUCGUCAAAUAAAUCUUGACUUCUGAAAUGUUGAAGUUACUAGAUGGCGCAACUAUUAUGUACAUAUCCAAUAAUAUCAAAAGGCAACUUUAAAAAUAGGUGGCUAAACUGUGUAGAAAAAUCGCAAAAAGCGGCGAUUAGCUUUGUUGCAGAAUUUUACAUACAAAACCAGAAUUGUUUAUUAUUUAUCUAUUUUAUUCAUAAGGUUUUAAUCAAAUAUUAUACUGAACGUCUAAUAUUUGAAUACAACCUAACAUUUGUUUAUGGCCAACACAUUGUUCUAAUGGCUACAGCAAGUACUACUAAGCUAUUUUAAGGGGCAUCGUUUGAAAUAAAUAUUUCAAGCACAACUUUGUGAAUUUUUUUGAAACUAGUAGAAAUAUUUUAUUUUUAAAUUAAAUAAACAUAUUCAGUACAAUUCAAAGAAUCAAAAAAAAAUUAAGGCAAAAUAUUGAAAAAUAAGCCAACGGCGGCAAAUUUUUACAGAUACCUGCAAAAAAAAUUAAUUUUGCGGUGUACAUCAGAACUCCUCAUUGGAUUUUAUUAGCUUAUGAUUUAACAAAAUAACGAAAUGUCUUGUAAAAAAAGGUUAAAAAUCAACAUAUUCAUUAUUGUUGUAGAAAAAAUCUCUGGAAAAUAUCUCGACAGCGUUACCUCGCAAAAUGUCAAGUGGAUUGAUCAAGUAAUUUUUGAGUUACAUUGUCCACUGACUUUGAAAAAACAGAUUUCUUUUUGUCUGUCAAAUCGUAAAGUGAUGCAUACCGAAAUAUGUUUUUGAAUCGCGGAGUAAUAACAAAAGAGAAGAGAAACAACUGUUAAACGUUUCUCACUACGCUCAAGUGUGCGACGCGAGUAGAAGGUAGGAAUACUCAACAUGCAACAUGAAUUUCCGGUAAUUUUGCUGCGGUCAAUCUGAAAUUUCCAGAGAGUUCUCUUGAAGUUAUUUACUUUUAUUUAAAAUAAUAAAAAAAAAUAGGAAAAUUUCUAAAUUUUCAAACCAUACCCUUCUCUCUUAAGCACAUACAGAUUAAUACUUUUAUAUCAACCUGAUACAACCAAUUUGUUUUUUUUUGCAACCCCAACCCCGAAAAAUUAGUAGGUGCAGCCACGCGUGUGUCAACUAAAUGUAAAAAUGUGUAACUUGGCUAGUGUGUCAUAAUCCAGCAUUCCAUGGUAAAAACCAAACAAACUGUAGUUAGGUUUUUAAAUUUAGUGGUGUAGACUGUGUGCCAAAAAUAAAUAUCUAAAAGAAAACGUGUGAAAAUUGCAAAUAAUCAAUAAGAGAAUCUUAUUUGGAAAAAAUGGUUUAGAUAUUUUGUUCUCUGUUGCAAUUAUAUUACAAUUUACGACAAACCCAAGUGUAUUUUCCAAUUAGUAUAGAAUAUCUACUAAGUUGUCAUGAAAUGAAAAUAUUUAAAUUACUCAUAAACUACUUCAAAUAAACAUAGUCAUUUAAAUGAAAUAGGUAUAAAUAUAACAAAACAAAUAAAUUACGGUAAAAAUAAAAUACAAAUCUGUGGCUAACGGACCUGCAUCCAAGCCAUCUUUUCACACACACACUCUCUGUUGCAACUGUAAAAGCAGCUUUACAUCUAGGCUAUUCAAGUCCGUCUUGCAUGGAAUAUAUCUUGCCUAGCCUGAUCUGUUUACAUCAGAGCUAUUUCUGUGCAAUUUCAGAUACCAUUUUUUGUGUUAUUGCCAACAGAAGAAAUGUAUCAAACAUUAACUUUAGAUAUUUCUCUUGAAGAUUUCAGUCCAGCAUUAAAAAUAUAUUCAAAUAUAAAUCACAAAAUUACAUCAAUAAAUAUCAUUAAAUUAACACAAUAAGUUAAACUAUAAAUUUUGUUAUACUGGCAACAUGAAUUUUGACAACUUGCAUCAAAAUAGCACGAAAAAUAGAUCACGUUCUAAUUUUUCGUCUAGCACAGAAAUUGCUUGAAAAUAGCGCGUGGGCAUGCGCAGUUGCAUAAUCUGCCUUGCAUGGUUCUUGCAUAGCAUGAAAAUUGGAUAACGUAAAACCAUCUUAACCAAUUGCAAAGUCCAAAUUUAAAUUGUCGAAUAUUUUUGUUUGAGUAGGUUUCUUAUCUAUUAUGUCCAGUUUUUUUACAUUUCUCACUGUUUUUAUCCACUCUUCUUCAAAAUUUUGAUUUAUUUUAAUAUUUUGGCAUCUAAAUCUAACGAUGGCAUCUAAUCCAUAAUGUAGCAUAUUUAUCACCUUAUAAUGUAGGUAUGGGGACAUCUUGCUUCUUAUUUGUUUUUCAAUGGUUUCAAUAUUUCUGUCUAAACCAAUGAAGUAUGUAAACCUCAAUUAUUUUUAUUCGUGUAGAAACAGUUUCCAAAGCUUUUCUGAGCAGCAGCUUCAAAUAUAGUUUAAACAGCUUGAGGACAAUACAAAGUGUUUUUUUUCAUCGAUUCUAAUCUUGGCAUUUUACCUCCAACACACAUACAUUUCUUAUUAGUUUUAAAUGAAAUGUCUUCAAAAUCAACGAAGCAAAGGAAAAUAUCUUUAAUCGGAAUACUUCUGCAAUAAUAUUUGAAGAGAAAAUAAAGUCUAUCUCAUACACAUUCCGCUUCUAAUUCCAAACUUCGCAUAUUCCACUAAUUGUGGGGUAUGAGCAGAUUCAAAUUAUUAGCAAAUUAUGAACAUAAUUGAAAAUGUUUUUAAAGAAACCAAAAAACAAACAGGUCUCCAAUAAAUCUUGAAGAAGACGAUACAGAAGAUAGAGAAUGAUGUUACUUGAAAAUUGAAAUACAAGCAUCUGCAUUAAUUUUGAAACGUUCAUCAUCAUCAUAAGUGGCUCUACAAUCCGUUGUGGAUAUUUGCCUGCUCGCAAAGAAGUCGCCAUUCCUGGCAACUUCCCUCCAUCUUCUGACCCCUAGAACAUUCAUGCCAAACAAUAAUUUACAAGUUUUUUUACAGGAUUUCUUGAGCCAUUGGUUUUGAUUGAUACUUUUCAUAUCUACUGUCAUUUUUUCCAAUGAUUCUAAUAAACGUACUAAAAUAAUAUAUCUAAUCAAUGAAAGUAAAUGGCCUUAUAGUUGGCAUAUUAGCAAAACCAUAAUAUUUUUUAAGAAUAUAUUUUUGCGAUAUAUGGAUGUACUACUCGACAAUGUGUUUUAAACUGUAAAGUGUAUGUCUUCCAGUUGUGUUAAUAUUUCGUAAAAAAAACCACUUGUUAAUUUUUAGUCGGGCUUGUUGAUGUUUUAAUUUUUAAAAAUUACUGACCACUUUUUGUAUACGUAGAAACUGGUAAAGUUUGUUUAUCAGUAAAUGGUGGACUUCAAUGGUCAAUACUUGUACUAUUCACUGGUACUUCAAUAGUAUAAAAGGCCCGGUUUCAGGUAAAAUUUAAAUAUGUUUGAACGUUUGUUUUUCUAUAAUCUUAGCAAUUAAAAUAGAUUUAAUUCAUUUUAAAACUCAUUUGAAAACAUUAAUUUCGGGUAUAUAAGGCAAAGUAAUAUAUUUUACAUCCGUUUUUGUCGUCGUAAUUAUUGUAAAUUUUGUGGAUCCUUUGCUUUAUUAUAGGAGUACCGUCUAGCCAGUGUUAAUUGUCAAAAGACCAACUCUGUCUACCUCGGUUGCUUAUCGCUCCGGACCGGUCUUAACAAUGUGCCAAGUCAGAUAAAUUUAAUAAUAUUUACCGCACUAAUUGAAGUCAACCAUUUACUGCUAAACAAACUUUACACUAUAUUGACUGAGCUGAAUCCCAAAUAACAAGUCACUAUCGGCCAGGAACUACUGUUCAACUGAUAAUCAAUAUUAAGUGUAACUUGAAUAAAAGUAUUCAUAUACAUCAUCAUCAUUGGCUCUACAACCCCAGGUGAGUCUUGACCUAUUCUAGAAUCAGGUUCCAGUCUUUCCUAUCCUUCGCCUUGGUUUUCCACUGCGUCUUUUCUUUACUCCAUCCAGUCUUCGGUUAUAAACGUGUUUCAACGGCUCCAUCUCGUUCAUUAUCUGUAAGUGGCCCAACCACUGCAGCCCGUUUAUUUUGAUGGACCUACCAAAAGCUCAUAAUUGUAGCGUCUACGCCAUAAUCUGUUCUCCUGCACGCCUUUAUAAAUAAUGCUGAUAAUUUUACGUUCAAAACAGCCUAACGUUCUUCAUAAUUUUGUGUUAUCGUUCACGUUUCUGAUGCGUAAGUGGGGAGGGGCUUGAUAUCAAUAUUUCUUGAUAUGUGAGGAUAUUUGAUAUAUUAUACAGGGUGUCCCCGAAAAUAGUGCGUUCCUUAAAAGUAUAGGUAGAAGGUACCAUGUAGAGCAAAAAAGUCUUAUAACAUUUUUUUCUAAAUUCAACCGUUUGGCCAAAAAACAAAAAUACAUUUUGGCGUGCAAAUUGAAAUCUGACAACUAUGUAUACAAAAAUCUAAACAUAGACAAUUACAAUUCAAAAAUAGUUGCAGCAUUGGCCUUUAGGAUUUACAUUAAACCCUGUCUUCAUCCUAAACAAACAAACAAAUUCUUGUUUUGUUAUUUUCCUACAUUUUUUUGGUGUCAAUAACCUAAAUCACUAACAGUUCUUGUACAGGGAUGCCAAAUUUUUAAAUUUUAUGAAAAUAAAAGUUCGCUUAUAUGGAGAACAAUUUAAUUUUUUUUGGAAACGGUUAACUUUAGAAAAAAAAUGUUAUAGUACUUUUUUGUUCUACAUUGUCUAUUAUAUCCAUACCUUUUCGGGGACACCCUGUAUAAUAUAUGAGGAGUUCUGUAUAUAUCAAUAUUUUUGAUCUUUUGUGAAUAUGUUUGAUGUUAAAAGUUUCUUUAACCCAUAGUAUGCUUUAUUUGCUAGAUAGAUACAGUCAAACCUUCCAUAUCCGGAUCAAUAUGGCGACAGACCGAUCCGGAUAUGAAAAAAUCCGGAUGUCAAGACCACUAAUUCUUUUACAGUCUCUGAAACGUUUUCUUCUUCAUACAUUCCAGUAAUCAACGCCGUCAAUAACUUUCGUCGAUAGACACGUUUUAUAGAUUCUAUAAUACAUUAUUUCGCCAUCUUUUAGUUAUUCUUUUAGUGCGUUAUCCAACAGCAGGACUGCCUUUCUCGGUAGAUUUCGGUAGAUCCGGAUGGCGCAGAACCGUCCGGAUAUGGCAGGUUGUACUGUACGUCUAUUUUUGCAGUUAUGUUACUUUGGUUGAUUUGUAGUCCUAGAUACAUGAACUCUUACUCCUUCGAAAUUAUAUGUUCCAUCCGUUAUAUCUUCGGGUUUUGCUACUUGCUUAUUAUAUGUCACCGUUAUUGUUUGUCACCUUCCUAUACUUUUUUUUUACUAGUAUUAACGUAUACUCCCAUUCUUUUUGCUGCUGUUUCUACUACCGUGAACGAUUGGACCAGUUAUAAAAAAGUGGUUAGUUAUAUUUGAUAAUUCAUUGAAUUUCUUGCCACGUAUUCUAAGACUGAAAACGUUUCAGUGGUUCAACAGUGUUUUUAAUAUAAGUUGAAGUAAAGCAUUUCAUACUUUUACAUUAACUACGAAACGAAGGAAAAAGUGUUAAACCAGAAUCAUUUUCCAGACUUUUACACCAUGUGUAAGAAUUAAUUAUGUAGUUUUCUUUAAAAACGCAAUAAGUUCUGUUUUACUUCAAUGUAUGACCAUUUUUAUAUGAAAUAAAACUAAUAUAGGCCUUUAAAUUUUUUGUAAACUAAGCUUAGUGUGUAUAAAUGGAAGCUUGAGCUGUAUUUUUUUGGUUGAUCUCUUUUCUCGUAUGAAAGUAUUGGUGAAAGGUCGGUCAACAUUAGAUUCGGUAGGGCACUUUAAAGGUUAUAAUAUUCUGUUCAAAAAAUUUAAACGAGAUUUUUACUUAUUUUCCUAUUGUAUUAAAGCUCUUUAAACGAAAAGUAAACAUUUAUUUAUAAGCCGACUAAAAGACACAAAUUAAUGCCGAUCCUAAAGAAACUUGAUAUAUACCAAAAAGAGAUAAGAUGCAUUGAAAACUGGUAUCAAACGACACAAAUAAAAAUAGACAAUUCUAUUUCCAAACCCCUACAUAUAAGAAGGGGUGUUCAACAUGGUUGUGUGCUUUCCCCUCUUUUAUUUAACAUUUAUUCGGAUGCCAUAUUUCAAGAGUCUUUGGAAGAUGCCUCUAAAGUGAAUGGAGUAUUGAUCAACAACUUGUCACUAUAAUCGGAGAAUACAAUAAGCGAAUGGGAUUAGAGAUUAAUACCAAAAAGAUCAAAUUCAUGAUCAUCUCCAGAAACUUGGAUGCACUUGAAAACUCCACCAUAACACCGAAUAACAGGUCCAUUGAAAGAGUGAGCAACUCCAAUUUCCAAUAGUUGGAGAUUAUGUGUCUUGUCAUGUCUGAGCCUCUUUUAAAUUAAGCUUAGAAGAAGAGAAGACAUGGAACGAAUGCUAGUUGAAGGAAACGUAACGCGUAAAAGAUCCAGAGGAAGAUCUCCAGUACAAUGGUCGGACCACACAAAGGACAUGACUGGUUACUCAUUCUCCGAAGCAAAACAACACGCACUGAAGAGGGAUAAUUGGACAGAAAUAGUCAAACAAA
This is a messenger RNA of Diabrotica virgifera virgifera (western corn rootworm), 11460 nucleotides long. Its product is annotated as neurofilament heavy polypeptide. The record is from RefSeq and is a predicted model, not a curated record. The transcript is spliced from 3 exons. NCBI's taxonomy places the organism in Eukaryota, Metazoa, Arthropoda, Insecta, Coleoptera, Chrysomelidae. Bases 125 to 1102 code for a protein of 325 amino acids.